AUGGUGGAACCCGAACGCGAACGCGCCGCGACGCCUGCGAAAAGAAAGCUCGCCGACCGAGAUCUGAGCCCCCGAGAACUCGAGAGGAAAGAACCACGGCCACCACCUGCCGAGGUCAAUGGAGGGCCAACAAUUGCUCGCUCGCCCGUGGUUCAGCGGAAAAAGACAAUACACACAGCAACUCCCGUUUGGGCGCAAACCUGGAAUUCCCGAGAAAACAAGAGACUGAAGCAGGCAAAUUUUGAGCUGCUCAAACGAGGGCCACCUCACAUCAACGGAAAGCACGAGGCCAAACCCGCCAGCAACUCCAGUCGCCAUACUUCGCCAGAGACUGCACGAUCUGUUCCGCCACCGGCGGUGCAGGAGCCCAAGCCUCAACACCAUCUAGGCGCAUGGGAGGAGAGCAUUCUCGGAACCCGCCCAUACGAGGAAUUGUCCAAGCAGGUUGCAGACUUUUUGUUUAAGAACAUUUCGCUUCACCCCGACUCGGGCGACAUCAUCGGUCGUGGCGUACAGUUCGAGAUUGAGGCCAAGAUGGGUCUGCUCAUUGACAGAGACACGAACGAGCGCGUUGAAAAAUUCAUUGGCUCUGAAUGCAUUCUCCACGACACCGGCCGUCUGGCCUUCAAAAGCAGCAUGACUGCGGCCCAACACAAAGGACUGAACGAUUUCCUCAAUGCUCUUGUCGUCCAGACCGACCCGCGAAACCCCGAUCCCAGCGCUCGCGGCCGGGUACAAAUCCAGUACAAACAUCGACGGGAGACGGACAAGUUCAUCGAGCUACCUAAUUCGAUGCACUCCCGUCUGCCUACGUGCAUUCGCGCCCUACUUCCGCCUAGAAGACCGAUCAAGGCUCGCAUUACAUACGAUAUGAAGACGAAGGAAGUGCUGGCCAAGAUUGUCAAGGCUCGUGUGGCUGACCUUCACCUGCACCUGCCCACGUGUCCUCUGGACUGCCGCAUCAGCAUCAACCUGGAAAUGCCUUGGGAUGGCCCGGCUGAGGAGUUGGAACGCCUAGCCGUCAGCCACGAGCAGAAGUUCCCCGAUCGUAACAAGGAUCGCCUCAGCUAUAAGCAAAAUCACUAUCAGGUCGACCUGACGCAAGUGACACAGAUGACGCCCGGUCCUGGGAACACCCAAAAGACCGACAGGGAACACGAACUCGAAAUCGAACUGUCCCCGGAUAUUGUCAUUGAUCAACAGCGCCGUGUUAUGAAAAACGAGCCUCAUUCAUACCCGCAAUUGGUGGAGGGUUUCAUCGACAACGUGCGCGUUCUUGCUCGCCGAAGUCGUGAAUUUGUGUAA
Molecule: messenger RNA, 1305 nt
Organism: Colletotrichum chrysophilum
Lineage: Eukaryota; Fungi; Ascomycota; Sordariomycetes; Glomerellales; Glomerellaceae
Exons: 3
Coding region: 1-1305 (434 amino acids)
Biological process (GO): 7-methylguanosine mRNA capping; polynucleotide 5' dephosphorylation
Cellular component (GO): mRNA capping enzyme complex
Molecular function (GO): polynucleotide 5'-phosphatase activity
Source: RefSeq, a predicted model, not a curated record